AUGCUGGUAUGGCUGUCGCGAUGCCUGCCAGGGUUCAGCAUCAUCGCAUUGGCUGCAAUGCUAGUCUUUGCCUUCUCUGGCCUCCUCACAUCAGCACUCUGGUUGCGCAUCUUUCCGCCGUCGAUAUUCCCUCCCUUUGAAGAUCCCUGGAACGGCCUCAAUAUCGCCCAGAUCGUAUUUGUGGUCUAUAAUGUCUUUGUCCAUAUACAAAUGUGUGCCUUCACCGUUCGCCUGGGCUGGUCGUUCACCAAUAUGAUAAAGCAAACCCGUCUUGCCAUCCAGAGGCGGCCCUUAGAGGUUCCUCUUACGUCUACAGGUCAAGCAGAGUUGAUCGCUGGUCCCAAGAUGUCAAUCAAUAAACCCAUGGAUCAAAUUGACGAGCAGAUGCCAGCGCCUGAGCUGAUUCAUGCAAUCAUUCUUCCCAACUACUGUGAAGAUCUUCACACCCUAGAGACUACUCUGAAGGUGUUAGCAUGUCAUCCGAGGGCCAAGGCGCAAUAUGAGAUCUACCUCGCAAUGGAACUCAAGGAAGAGUCCAGCAUGAUGAAGGCUGCCCAGCUUGUUUCCGCAUUCGAGGAUCAUUUCCUAGAUAUCCAGUCAACCUUUCAUCCACCUGGUAUCCAGGGCGAAAUUGCAGGGAAAAGUUCAAAUGUGGCAUUUGCUGCCCGAAGCAUCAUCGAAGUCCAUCGUUCAUCCUUGCGAAUGGAUGAAUGCAACGUCAUGGUUACUGUGAUGGACGCGGAUACUCAUCUAUCCCGCGAUUACUUCACCGAGAUCCGUCGCCUACAUUACAACAACAUUACAGAGGCAAACCGUGCUAUCUACUGUUGUCCGAUCAUAUUCGAUCGCAACUCCAACGAAAGCCCUAUACUUGUCAGAUGUGCCGACCUUCUGUGGAGCUUCGCAGGCAUUUCUACCAUGCACCCAUAUACCGCGAUCGCCAUCCCAACGUCGGUGUAUUCCCUCCCAUUGUCUUUAGCAGAGAGGGUCGGCGGCUGGGACAGUGACCCGACAGCAAUCGGCGAAGAUCUGCACAUGUUGCUCAAGUGCUAUUUCGAAACGUCCGGAAAUCUGAUUUCUCGCGUGGUCUAUAUCCCAGCUAGCCAAUGUAACGUCUCCAGCGAUCGAGGUGUCGGCUGGCGGCGAACGGUGGACACUUGGCUUGCCCGCUAUCGCCAGGCGCUUCGACACAUGUGGGGCGCCCUAGACUCGGGGUUCGCAGCACGCCGAACAAUUGGCUAUCUUCGCUUCCAUCAACGUUGCUUGUUCCUGCGUCCCCGCCACUUCGCCCUUCUCCACCUGCUCUGGGAAGCCCAUUUCAUGCCCUGCCAUCUGACGAUCCUCAUGCUCUUCUCGGUGCUUUAUACCCUGUGGACGCCUGCAGGACUUUUGCAUACGACUUUGGCCUGGACUUUCGGCUUCACCAACACUCUGCGCACGCUGGCCUUCAUCGGUCUGAAUAUCUCAGUCGUUCUCUAUGAGCGCUGGCACGCUAUUUGUCUGAACUCUCGUAUGAAGGACAUGCACGAGGCCAAUAUCCCUGAUACGGGAUUCUCGCAUCGCAUCUGGUCUCGACCGCAGCAUUUGUUCGAGCGACUAUGCCUCCCUGUCUCUGGCACCAUCUACGGUGCAGUUCCAACUAUCCAUGCCGUGUUCUCUCACUUCUGGACUGAUCGCUUAGUCUAUCGGGUGAGUAAGAAACCCAAAUUUGUCUUGGAGGAGCUCGGUGUUCUGUGA
This is a messenger RNA of Penicillium salamii, 1737 nucleotides long. The record is from the annotation of a GenBank genome assembly. Lineage: Eukaryota; Fungi; Ascomycota; Eurotiomycetes; Eurotiales; Aspergillaceae.